AUGAAAACAAUUAAAUAUAAUAUCAAUCUAUACUUUCUGUUUAUUGAUUCGUGUUCUUUUUAUUGUUCUUUCCCCUCUAUCUAUCUUUGUUUUUUCACAUCUAUCUAUCUAUACUUGUUUUUUCACAUCUAUCAUCAUCUAUCUAUCUAUCUAUCUAUCUCUAUCUAUCUAUCUUGUACAUCUAUCUAUCUAUCUAUCUAUCUAUCUUUGUUUUCACAUCUUCUAUCUAUCACAUCUAUCUAUCUAUCUAUCUAUCUAUCUAUCUAUCUAUCUAUCUUUGUUUUUUCACAUCUAUCUAUCUAUCUAUCUAUCUAUCUAUCUAUCUAUCUAUCUAUCUAUCUUUGGUUUUCACAUCUAUCUAUCUAUCUAUCUUUGUUUUUUCACAUCUAUCUAUCUAUCUAUCUAUCUAUCUAUCUUUGUUUUUUCACAUCUAUCUAUCUAUCUAUCUUUGGUUUUCACUAUCUAUCUAUCUAUCUUUGUUUUUUCACAUCUAUCUAUCUAUCUAUCUAUCUAUCUUUGGUUUUCACAUCUAUCUAUCUAUCUAUCUUUGUUUUUUCACAUCUAUCUAUCUGUCUAUCUAUCUUUGGUUUUUCACAUCUAUCUAUCUAUCUAUCUAUCUAUCUAUCUAUCUUUGUUUUUUCACAUCUAUCUAUCUAUCUUUGUUUUUUCACAUCUAUCUAUCUAUCUAUCUAUCUAUCUAUCUACAUUUUUUCACAUUUUUCUCAAGACAUGCAUGAAUCCACCUCUUCCAAUCUAUCUAUCUAUCUAUCUAUCUAUGGUUUUUGGCAUUUAUCCAUCCAUCUGUCUUGGGUUUUUCAUAUUAUCUAUCUAUCUAGAGCUAUUAUUUCCGAUCUAGCUAGCUAUCUAUUAAUAGAACUUAUCAUGUCUGAUUUGGUCUAUUUCUGUUUUUCCCAUCCAAUACUUCAUUCCUUUCCUUCGUGUCUGUCUGUCUAUCUAUCUAUCUAUCUAUCUAAGUCUGCUCAUAAGCUUAAUCUAUGGAAUGGCUCAAAUAUUCUCCUUGAAACUGCGGAGGAGAUAACAGAAUUUACAGAAAUUAUAGAAAUACACGUGUUUCAACACCUAUCUAUCUAUCUAUCUAUCUAUCUAUCUAUCUAUCUAUCUAUCUAUCUAUAUCAUCUAUCUAUCUAUCUAUCUAUCUAUCUAUUAUCUAUCUAUCCAUCGCUAUCACCUUCCUUCCUUCCUUCCUUCCUUCUAUCUAUCUAUCUAUCUAUCUAUCUAUCUAAAUCUAUCUAUUUCAGUCUGCAGGUUCCUUCCUUCCUUCCUUCCUAUCUGCUAUCUAUUUCUAUCUAUAUCAGGGAAGUUUCCAGCAUCCUAUCUAUCUAUCUAUCUAUCUAUAUCAGUCUGAACCCUUCCUUCCUAUUCUAUCUAUCUAUUAUCUAUCUAUCUAUCUAUCUAUCUAUCUUUGUAUAUGUUUGUCCUUCCCAUGUUUCUAUCUAUCUAUCUAUCUAUCUAUCUAUUCUAUCAGUCUGUUCCCUUCCUUCCUUCCUUCCUAUCUAUCUAUCUAUCUAUCUAUCUAUCUAUCUAUCUAUCUAUCUAUCUAUCUCAGUCUGUUCCUUCCUUCCUUCCUUCCUUCCUUCCUAUCUAUCUAUCUAUCUAUCUAUCUAUCUAUCUCAGUCUGUUCCUUCCUUCCUUCCUUCCUUCCUUCCUUUUCUAUCUAUCUCUAUCUAUCUCAGUCUGUUCCUUCCUAUCUAUCUAUCUAUCUAUCUAUCUAUCUAUCUAUCUAUCUAUCUAUCUAUCUAUCUAUCUAUCUGGUCUUUUAAUAAAGGGAAUCUCAAUCCGGUCCUUCCUAUCUAUCUAUCUAUCUAUCUAUCUAUCUAUCUAUCUAUCUAUCUAUCUAUCUAUCUAUCUAUCUAUCUAUCUGUCUUCCUAUAA
Molecule: messenger RNA, 1893 nt
Organism: Acanthosepion pharaonis
Lineage: Eukaryota; Metazoa; Mollusca; Cephalopoda; Sepiida; Sepiidae
Source: the annotation of a GenBank genome assembly